Molecule: messenger RNA, 1040 nt
Organism: Acomys russatus (golden spiny mouse)
Lineage: Eukaryota; Metazoa; Chordata; Mammalia; Rodentia; Muridae
Product: ficolin-2-like
Exons: 9
Coding region: 73-1035 (320 amino acids)
Source: RefSeq, a predicted model, not a curated record
UGGGGUUCCUGCUCUGUAUAAACGGGGUGCCUCUGCAAAGCUGUGGAGAGGCCAGGGAGCUGAGCAGUUACCAUGGCCCUGGGACCUGCUAUACUCUUCAUCUUGACCCUCUACAUCAAAGACCUGGCCGUACAUGCUGAUGACACCUGCCCAGAAGUGAAGGUCCUGGAUCUGGAAUGUUCGGACAAGCUUACCAUCCUUCGAGGCUGCCCUGGCUUGCCUGGAGCUGUGGGGCCCAAGGGAGAAGUAGGUGCCAAGGGAGAUACAGGAGAGAGAGGCAUCCCUGGACCACCUGGGAAGGCAGGACCAACUGGACCCAAAGGAGACCAAGGAGAGAAAGGAGUAAAAGGAGAGAAAGGAGACACCGGGCUGUCUCAGUCAUGUGCUACAGGACCUCGGACCUGCAAGGAGGUGCUCACCCGAGGCCACUUUCUUACUGGUUGGUAUACCAUCUACCUGCCCGACUGCAGGCCCCUGACUGUGCUGUGUGACAUGGACACCGACGGUGGGGGCUGGACUGUCUUCCAGAGGAGGCUCGACGGCUCUGUGGACUUCUUCCGGGACUGGACCUCGUACAAGCAGGGCUUUGGCAGUCAGCUGGGGGAGUUCUGGCUGGGGAAUGACAACAUUCAUGCUCUAACUGCCCAGGGAACCAGUGAGCUGCGGGUGGAUCUUGCAGACUUCGAUGGCAAGCAGCACUUUGCCAAGUACAGCUCCUUCAAGAUCCAGGGAGAGGAGGAGAAGUACAAGCUCAUCCUGGGGAACUUCAUUGGGGGUGGUGCUGGUGACUCCCUGACUCCCCACAAGAACCAGUUCUUCUCCACCAAAGACCAAGACAAUGACCUUGAUUCUUCCUCCAGCUGUGCCCUGCGUUACCAUGGAGCCUGGUGGUACAAGGCAUGUCACACUUCCAAUCUAAACGGCCUGUACCUUGGGGGUCCCCAUGAGAGCUUUGCAGAUGGUGUCAACUGGAAGUCAUGGCGAGGGUACAACUAUAGCUACAAGGUUUCUGAGAUGAAGGUGCGCCUCAUCUAGCUCCC